AUGGAUUUACCGGAAAACCAGCCGAGGGAGAGUCAUGAUAAUGCUCGUCGCGCCCGAGAACUGUUCAAUUAUUUCCAGCCCGACAAUCCAGCCCUCCUCCCGACAUGUACUUCGACAUUUGGCCGACCGCAAAUCAAAGCAAGCCCUAACCUCGUUCUUACCUCUCUGACCCAACUCGCGGCGCUGAAGUUGGGAGUCCAACGCGCAAUUAUCAGCUUGAUUGGUCGGGAAACACUAUAUGUGGUCGCCGAAGCGACACGGUCUUUGCAUUUGGGUGACAACAGUGUUUGCGACAAUGACGGUGAUAACCUGUGGAUGGGUUGUUCAAAUGGUCCUCUCGCGGGAACUUUGUGUGAGGAAACAAUUACACUGCACCCAACCGCGGAAGAAAGGCAUCGUUUCUUUAUUGUCGAAGAUUUGAAAGAACAUCCAACCUAUUGCAAAAUUCCCUGCGUGGCCGGUGCCCCGCACUUUCGAUACUACGCCGGUACUCCUCUGACGACUGCUAGUGGCAUCAAUAUCGGUAGCCUCUAUGUUAUCGAUCCGCGGCCAAAUAUAUGCUUAAGCGAAUUUCAUAAAGAGACACUUAGUGUCAUUGGGGCUGCAGUCAUGGAAUAUCUAGAGAUAUCUCGUCAAUCGCUAGAGAGCGGACGUCUAGCCAACCUGCUAACUGGCCUAAAUUAUUUUGUUCAAGGCGAGAAAAGCGUGGAUCCCAUCAAUGAACCCCUUUCGAGAACCUCAAGCUCAUCGGAGCUAGAUCAGUCAAACACACCCAGUCCUCCCACAAUCCCGAUCGAAAGACUAGAAAACGACAAUGCGCAAAUUACCAAGAAAACGGCAAGAAAUAAAGCACAAUCAGAGGAUAGCCCCAGGCUUACUUCAGAUGCUACAUCGACUACCAACAGUAAUCAGAAUACGCCCUUCCAACAGUUCAAUGCUUCGAUAAAUUACUCCAUCAACAAGAACGGAACGACAUUUCAACGCGCUGCUCAAAUCAUGCGAAAGAGCCUGGACCUUGGAGAAGAUGGCGGUGUCGUAAUAUUCGACAGCAAUGCCACUCCUGGGUUAGAUCUCGACGAAGACUCAAGAGAUGCGCCGGCUGUCUCUCGACCCCUUGCCAAAAUCUGUACCAUUUCGAGAAAACACACUGAAAUGGUCGGUUCCCAAGAUCAGCCGAAUUUCUUGCCGGUUACUCAAAUGGAACGGGGGUUCCUGAAGCGUAUGCUACGCAGGUUCGAUAAAGGUGCCAUUUGGUAUUUCCAUGAAGAUGGAACAGUGUUUUCGUCAGAUGAUGAUACAAGCAAAUCAGAAAGCGAAGGGGAUGAUACAAACCCCUCUCCCCAAAGCCCCAGCAUGUCCCAGCCACGACUCCAGGGUGUAUUAAGGGAAAAGGAUCUUCGAGCUUUGCGAAAAUACUUCCCCGAUGCUACUCGUAUCAUAUUCACGCCUUUGUGGGAUUCAUUUAAGUCACGGUGGUUUGGUGGCUGCUUUUGCUGGAGCUCGGCUGAAACUCGCAUUUUCAGUGCUCAUGUCGAGCUAGGUGGUGUUCUCGGAUUUGGUUCUUCAUUGAUGAUGGAGCAUAGUCGUAUCCAAAGUCAAGAAUCGGACAAGAAGAAAGCGGAUUUUAUCAGCAAUAUCUCACACGAGCUUCGAAGUCCGCUACACGGAAUCCUAGCUGCAAGCGAAUUCCUUGCUGAACAGGUAGGUUCCGAGCUCCCAAGGUCCCUCCUCGAUACCAUUCGUGCCUGCAGUCAGACACUUCUGGAUACGUUUGAGCAGAUUUUAGAUUUCACGAAGAUCAACUCUUUUCAAAAGAAGCGACGAGACUACACUCUUCGCUUGUAUGGAGACCGGGGUGUGGCAAAAUCCCAUGCAUUGCCUGAGUCUCUACACAUUCUAAAGCCUACCAACAUUGUAGCGGUCAUUGAAGAUGUCAUUGAAAGUAUUGCUUUUGGUGCAACACAUUACAAAGGAGGAUUGUUUGAUGAUCUGAAAUCCGUUCCUAACGAGUACGUCGAUGUUUCCAUUGACGUAGCCCCUGGUGACUGGGUCUUUGUCUUGGAGCGAGGGGCUUUGCGGCGUAUAGUGAUGAACAUAUUCAGCAAUGCGCUCAAAUACACCCAGGAGGGCUCCGUAUCGGUCCGUAUUGAGAUUCAAAACGGCCCAAAGGGCCCAGGGAACCCGAAAAUUGACAACUGCAACGCUCUUCUUUUGACGGUCUCAGACACUGGAAGGGGCAUUUCGAGCGAAUACCUCCGCUCCGACCUUUUUACUGCUUUUUCACAAGAGGACCCUUUAUCACCAGGCACUGGACUCGGGAUGUCUAUUGUUCAAAGUAUCCUCCGAUACCUCGGCGGCAACAUCAAAAUCAAGAGUCAACCGGGCAUAGGAACCAUUGCUGAAAUUUCAAUCCCGCUCACAUGCCCCAGAAGUGAACGUGAGAAAGACUAUAUGAUUACUCAAGAGCCUUCUGUUCAGUCCACGGUAGAUGACCUCCAGUCUCUAAAGCGGGAAAUCAAAGGAAAGACAGUCUCCUUCGUUCCCUUCCAAGGCACUUCAUCGGAAGUUCUUCCUUCGGACCGCACAAUCGCAAACUACUUGACGGAAUGGUAUGGUGUACAACUUCAACCUUGGACCCCGAAUGCCCAUGCAGAUCUCAUUGUCAUUGAUGAAACACAAAUUUCGCGCAUGCAUUCAACACAAUUAUCUAAGGUUCUGGUUCUAUGUCGGAAUGCGCAACGAUCGCAGGCUAUCAUCCAGAGCUUGGAACCACUAUGCGAGCGUGUCGAAUGGCUUAAUCUUCCUUGUGGUCCCCAUAAACUAGCACGGGCAAUCCAACGUUGCCUGCAAGGAGAAUCAGUCAAACCAUCUUCAGAAGUCUUUAGUGAAAAGCCCCAAAAAAAUUGCCCAGAUUUUGGCGAUCAACAAAACAGCCAAGUCAUACCCCUUACAACUGCAAAACAGCCACUCGCGGCCCAAAUUCAACUUUCCUCGAAAACAAAAACACCUCCCUCUACUCCAACCCCUCAUGAGACGAAUACUACGCAACCGCAAAGCCAAUCACAGCCUGAAAACAAAGACACUGUGGUUGAAAGGACGGCUAAAAAUGUCGUCAGAACUGAAGCACUUCGAAUUCUUCUGGUUGAAGACAACUCCAUCAACAUGGCGCUACUUGAGAAGCUAGUCGCUCGGCGUCAUCCAAGUAUCUUACAUACCGCUGUAGACGGUCAGAAAGCAGUCGAGGCAGUCAAGAAAAUGCCGGAGGGGUACCAUCUCAUAUUCAUGGACAUAUCAAUGCCUGUGAUGGAUGGCUUCGAAGCCACAGAGGGAAUCCGGGCCCUUGAGUUGGAACGGCAAUCCAUAUCACCAGCCAGGAUCAUUGCUUUAACAGGUCUGGGCUCGGAUGAACAUGUGAUGAAGGCUUAUGCCGCAGGUGUUGAUAUGUUCGUCACGAAGCCUGUUUCUUUCAAAGAAAUCACUCGAUUGAUGGAUGAUGUGAAGAACCACGCUCCUUGGACAGACCAACAGUUACUGCAAUCAAGUUGA
This is a messenger RNA of Penicillium concentricum, 3546 nucleotides long. RefSeq names its product hybrid sensor histidine kinase/response regulator. Gene Ontology annotation, biological process: phosphorelay signal transduction system; protein autophosphorylation. NCBI's taxonomy places the organism in Eukaryota, Fungi, Ascomycota, Eurotiomycetes, Eurotiales, Aspergillaceae. Gene Ontology annotation, molecular function: phosphorelay sensor kinase activity; histidine phosphotransfer kinase activity. The coding region runs from base 1 to 3546 and encodes 1181 amino acids. The transcript has 5 exons. The record is from RefSeq and is a predicted model, not a curated record.